AUGGCUGCACCCGACGGCACAAGUAUUUUGAAUAUGACGGGCACUUGGUCCCUAAACUCUUCACUAUCGGAUGAUCUAAGUCCAACAUUCAUGGCGCAAAACAUCCCAUGGAUCAUUCGACAAGUGAUUUCAUAUGCGUCUCUGGAACUCAAAAUGGUCCAGAAAGAACCAGAACCACCAGAGCGUCUUACGACCAUGAUUGACGUCAAACAGACAGUCAGACCUGGUGGUUUUGACACUGAAAACAGCUACAUUCUUGACGGCGAAGAAAGGACAGCCAAGGUCCCGAUUUUUGGUGCCAUCUCCAUGAGAGCUGUGUACGUCCCAAUGUCCGAAGUGAGCAAAGAGGAUAUUAUGGGAAACAUUGUUGAGGAGCCAAGCACCACAGACAAGCGGGUUGCAAUCAAGGAAAUGACCGAGGGUGUCAACACGGGUUGGAAGACAACAGCGCUGUGGGCGUUUCAGGAGAUAGACGGAGAAAGACGCUUCUGUAAAUACUGUACUACCACUAAUGGUAAAGGGGAAGAAAAGGUCCAAGCACGACUAGUGUACGACUAUAAAGCUUCUUCAGAAUAG
Messenger RNA from Pyricularia pennisetigena, 576 nucleotides. RefSeq lists its product as uncharacterized. NCBI's taxonomy places the organism in Eukaryota, Fungi, Ascomycota, Sordariomycetes, Magnaporthales, Pyriculariaceae. The record is from RefSeq and is a predicted model, not a curated record. The transcript has 2 exons. The coding region runs from base 1 to 576 and encodes 191 amino acids.